Molecule: messenger RNA, 2658 nt
Organism: Rhincodon typus (whale shark)
Lineage: Eukaryota; Metazoa; Chordata; Chondrichthyes; Orectolobiformes; Rhincodontidae
Product: uridine-cytidine kinase-like 1
Exons: 15
Coding region: 49-1698 (549 amino acids)
Cellular component (GO): cytoplasm
Molecular function (GO): kinase activity; ATP binding
Source: RefSeq, a predicted model, not a curated record
CCUUUGGGGAGUUGUAGUCCUCGUAGAUGCUGCUCCUGGGCUGCUGUAAUGGGGGAGCGCCUGCCCAUUGAACUACACAACCCAGUGCUCCCUACAAUCCCAGUGCAGCAAAGAACAAUGGCUGAAACCGAGCUGGGGAGCUCUGCCAAGGAUGCCCAGAGUGUUGAGACCGUAGCCGCCAGAUCCGACAGUGGCAGCAGCGAAAAAGCAUUGGACAGAUUAUUACCCCCUGUAACAUCUACUUUGUCAUCACGAAAGCGAACAACUAGCCAGUGCAAAUCUGAGCCACCACUUUUGAGAACAAGCACGCGAACAAUUUACACUGCAGGACGACCUCCUUGGUACAACGAACAUGGAACACCGUGCAAGGAAGCGUUUGUUAUUGGGUUAUGUGGUGGCAGUGCUUCAGGGAAAACUACUGUGGCCAGGAAGAUAAUAGAAGCUUUGGAUGUUCCCUGGGUUGUGCUUCUGUCAGUGGACUCCUUUUACAAGGUACUUACUGAACAGGAGCAAGAACAAGCUGCCAAGAAUGAAUAUAAUUUUGACCAUCCAGAUGCAUUUGACUUUGGUCUCAUUGUGUCCACUCUCAGGAAACUAAAACAAGGAAAAAGCGUAGCAAUCCCUAUAUAUGACUUUACAUCACACCGUAGAAAGAAAGAAUGGAAAACAUUAUAUGGAGCCAGUGUGAUAAUCUUCGAAGGUAUCAUGGCAUUUGCUGAUAAAGAAGUGUUGGAGCUACUGGACAUGAGGAUCUUCGUCGACACAGAUUCUGAUAUUCGAUUAGUACGACGCCUACGUAGAGAUAUUGCAGAGCGGGGCCGUGAUAUCGAAGGAGUCAUCAAACUGUACAACAAAUUUGUAAAGCCAUCCUUUGAACAGUACAUUGAACCAACAAUGCGACUGGCUGACAUAGUGGUUCCAAGAGGAGGAGGAAAUAUGGUUGCCAUUGAUCUAAUAGUCCAGCAUGUCCACAGUCAGCUAGAGGAGAGGAAACUGCGCUGGGAUAUGGCAACUUUGGCAUCUGCCCACCAAGCCCAACCAUUGCCAAAGACCUUGAGUGUGUUGGAGAACACUACGCAGGUACGAGGGAUGCACACGUUAAUUAGAAAUAAAGACACAAGUCGAGACGAGUUUAUAUUCUAUUCAAAGCGGUUGAUGAGACUACUGAUAGAGUAUACACUUUCAUUCUUGCCUUUUCGGACAUGUGUUGUCCAAACACUGGAGGGAGAGAACUAUGAAGGAAGAAGGUUUGCUGGAACAAGAAUAACAGGCGUAUCGAUUCUGAGGGCAGGGGAGACGAUGGAGCCGGCCUUGCGAGCAGUCUGUAAGGAUGUGACAGUUGGUAAAAUCCUAAUCCAGACUAACCAUGCUACAGGAGAACCAGAGCUUCAUUAUCUGAGACUGCCAACGGACAUCAGUGAGGACCAUGUCAUUUUAAUGGACUGUACAGUAUCCACAGGGGCUGCAGCUUUGAUGGCAAUCAGGGUGUUGCUGGAUCAUGAUGUACAAGAGGAUAAGAUCUUUCUCAUCUGCCUGCUGAUGGCAGAGAUGGGGGUGCACUCUGUGGCAUAUGCCUUUCCACAAGUAAAAAUCAUCACUACUGCUGUGGACAAAGAGGUCGACAAUUUGUUCCACAUCAUCCCUGGCAUAGGCAAUUUUGGAGAUCGUUACUUUGGAACUGAUGCCCCUACAGACUGAUGUAAAGAUGAUGACCAUGCAGUUUUGUGAUGCGCAUUUUUAGUUCUGCACUGACAGACGUUACAGACUUUCAUAGAUCACUGGAUGAAUUAAUGAGCUUCACACAAAGCGUCAGAUGCAGUGGGCACCUUAAUCUUAAUUUGCAGCCUGCAUUCUUUAAUCAUAAUGGACAAAACGUAACAUGGAUCUGAAAUUGGACAAGAAAAUCUCAGCCUUGCACAUAGCAGGGCUAACUCAUGAAAUUCACUUUGAUAUCUCCUUUCUUUAAAGUAACUCCUGUUAGCUCACUUCCCAAGUACAACAGGUUGGUAGGUGUGGCUCUAUUAGGUGACGGUAUCCCACAGAUAACUUAUAUGCAAAAGAAAAAUGUUUUCUUUAGGGGAGUGACUAUAUUUUUGUGCCUAUUGAGAAACAAUGAAAAAAUUAGAUUGCUGGAAAGUUCAUACUUUUUAUUGUUAGACUUUUAAUAACCUAAACUAUACUCAAUUUAAGAUAAAUGAAUAUAAGAUUGCACCCAAAUAUUUAAGCUCUGUACAGUAUUUUAUAAUUGUUUAAAAUCUUGAUCCAGGUCCAUAACAUAGAAAAUGUCGUCACGAGUUGGUUCUCCUUGUCAUUAAUUUAAUGUUAUGAUAUCAUAACUAAGUGCUUUUAAUCUGUCCUUUUUAUCAUGAAAUUAACGCUAACAUGAUUUCUGCAUUACACUUGUUCAUGAGCACUUUAGAAAAAGUUAAUUUGUGCAAUUUGUCAUUCCAAUGAAGCUAAUUAUUGAAUUUAAAUACAUUGUAAACCAAUUAUCACCUGAAAUAUUAAUUUAAAAUAGUAUCUUGACCCUGAUCAAGGCCUUUUGUGUGACAUUUGGAUGUAACUGUGAUAUUAGUAAUCUGAAAUCAUUGCUGUUAAAGAAUAUUGCCGUUAUGAUCUGGAAAUAUUCUAUUUUAAAAUAAAACCUUUAUAUUUUGA